This is a messenger RNA of Uranotaenia lowii, 861 nucleotides long. RefSeq names its product superoxide dismutase [Cu-Zn]-like. NCBI's taxonomy places the organism in Eukaryota, Metazoa, Arthropoda, Insecta, Diptera, Culicidae. Gene Ontology annotation, biological process: removal of superoxide radicals. The transcript has 3 exons. The record is from RefSeq and is a predicted model, not a curated record. The coding region runs from base 194 to 649 and encodes 151 amino acids. Gene Ontology annotation, molecular function: copper ion binding; superoxide dismutase activity.
CUCUAUUCAUCCGUUAACGCGUGAAUUGCUACCAAAAUCCGGUCUGAAAAAUAGAGCGGCAGACCGGCUUCAUUUUAAAUUCUUCAUUCGUUGUCGAGCGAGUCGAGCCCCCGCAAGGAAAAGUUCGCAGUUUCGUGUGUCUCGUUUGCUUUCAAAGUCUAGCGGUUAAAACACCCGGAACGAUCCCCGCAAAAUGCCUGCCAAAGCUGUCUGCGUUCUUAAUGGCGAUGUCAAGGGCACCAUUUACUUCGAGCAAAAUGGUGACUCUGUGAAGGUGACUGGUGAGGUGACGGGUUUGACGGCAGGAAACCACGGCUUCCACAUCCACGAAUUCGGCGAUAACACCAACGGGUGCACCUCGGCUGGACCGCAUUUCAACCCCCAUGGUAAGGAACACGGUGGCCCGGACGCUGCCGUUCGCCAUGCUGGCGAUUUGGGCAAUGUGGUUGCCGAUGGCAGUGGAGUGGCCAAGGUAGACAUCACAGACAAACAGAUUUCGCUGGACGGACCGCAGAGCAUCUUAGGGCGUACCGUGGUCGUGCAUGCUGACCCCGAUGAUUUGGGUUUGGGUGGCCACGAGCUGAGCAAGUCCACUGGAAACGCAGGUGCACGACUUGCCUGCGGUGUCAUUGGGAUUUGCAAAGCCUAGGGCGGCAUCUAAGCUUUAGGUUUAUGUGAAUGCUUCAGAGCAUUUGUUUGAAACGGUCAUUCUAUCUUUUUCUAAAAUGAAACCCAAACUUCCCUGUGGGAAAUGGAAUCUGUGUCCUUAUACAGACUUGCCUUAGGCGGUCUCAAAAAAUAUCAUACCUAACCUGUUUUUGGUCUUGUGGUAAAAUAAAGCUGGAUUUUCGUUAAGUGUAA